Molecule: messenger RNA, 1999 nt
Organism: Fragaria vesca subsp. vesca
Lineage: Eukaryota; Viridiplantae; Streptophyta; Magnoliopsida; Rosales; Rosaceae
Product: serine carboxypeptidase-like 27-like
Exons: 9
Coding region: 220-1596 (458 amino acids)
Biological process (GO): proteolysis
Cellular component (GO): vacuole
Molecular function (GO): serine-type carboxypeptidase activity
Source: RefSeq, a predicted model, not a curated record
GCUGUUAUAGGUUUUAUUUUUAAGUCUGUGUAGAUGAUUUGCUGACCCAGAUAUACAUUGGGAUCUGGGUUUUUAUAGGAUUAAGUGCCGUGUAGAUAUAUUCAUUGGGAACCCAGAAUUGUUUUGGGAUUUGUGCCUCUGGGUUUCUUUUGAAAUUCUUGUAAUUGAUCUAUUGGUGCAGGUCAUACUUCAUUUGAAUUAUUUGUGUUUUGAGUUUUGAUGGGUUACCAAAACUCUCUAUUUGCAUCUGUCUGCAUUUUGCUACUUUCAUUCGGAGCUUGUUUUGCUUCUUCUAUUCAAGAUCAAGUGAGGGAUAGAAUAACACAGUUGCCAGGGCAGCCAGCCAAUGUGGGGUUUCGUCAGUAUUCUGGUUAUGUCACUGCCAAUAAGCAAGCUGGGAGAGCAUUGUUUUACUGGUUGGUUGAGUCCCCAGCGCAGCGUGGACCGGAGUCCAGACCGCUAGUGUUGUGGCUCAAUGGUGGUCCAGGUUGCUCUUCUGUUGCUUAUGGAGCAGCUGAAGAGAUUGGACCUUUUCAUAUUAGACCUGAUGGGAAGACCCUUUACUUGAAUCCAUAUGCUUGGAACAAUUUGGCAAAUUUGCUUUUCCUUGAAUCGCCAGCUGGUGUUGGAUUUUCAUAUAGCAAUACAUCUUCAGAUUUGUAUACAGCUGGGGACCAGAGAACAGCUGAAGAUGCAUAUACAUUUCUGGUCAAUUGGUUCGAAAGGUUUCCUCAGUACAAGCACAGAAAUUUCUACAUUGCUGGAGAAAGUUAUGCAGGUCAUUAUGUUCCUCAGCUGUCUCAAUUGGUUUAUGAGAGAAAUAAGGGAAUUAAGAAUCCAGAUAUCAAUUUUAAGGGGUUUUUGGUAGGAAAUGCUGUGACCGAUGAUUACCAUGAUUUUAUUGGCACAUUCGAAUACUGGUGGACACAUGGUUUAAUUUCUGAUUCCACCUAUCGGGAACUGCGAGUUAAGUGUGACUUGGAAGUCUCUCAGCAUCCAUCACUGGCUUGCAUGGAGGCCCUCAAACUAGCAGAUUCAGAGCAAGGAAACAUUGACCCUUACAGCAUUUUCACCCGUCCUUGUAGUAGUGCUGCAGCACUGAAGCGCAACUUGAGGGGUCAUUAUCCAUGGAUGUCCAGAGCAUAUGAUCCAUGCACUGAGAGGUAUUCUGAAAAGUAUUUCAACCAUCCAGAAGUUCAAAAGGCACUUCAUGCAAAUGUAACUGGACUUUCAUACCCAUGGAAAACAUGCAGUGAUUUUGUUGGAAACUACUGGUCGGAUUCUCCACGGUCUAUGCUUCCAAUUUAUCAAGAGCUUAUUGCUGCUGGUCUCAAGAUAUGGGUCUACAGCGGAGAUACUGAUGCAGUGGUUCCUGUUACUGCCACGCGUUACUCCAUUGACGCCCUUAAGUUACCGACCAUCAACAACUGGUCCCCAUGGUCCGAUUCCGGCAAGGUUGGUGGCUGGAGCCAAAUAUACAAGGGGCUGACAUUAGUUACCAUCACCGGAGCUGGACAUGAGGUCCCACUCCAUCGACCUCGCGAAGCUUUCAUUCUUUUCAAAUCAUUUUUGGAGAACAAGCCCAUGCCUAAUUAGUUUUCGUCCAAUCUUAUUCAAACAUAUUCUUGAUGAAUAAGCAGCCCAAACACCUGGAAUUUGCAACCAUUUUUCAUAUACAAACGCCAUGAAGAAGGAAAUGAUGACAAAAUUAGACAAGCAUUCAUCUCAAAUGCCUCUCCAUUGUUGCCCCAAGCAGUGUCAAUUUCAUUCUGUUACGCAGUUGCUGUCUAUAGGAUAAUGGAUAACAUCCAUGAGAAGAAACUUAAAGCUACUGAUAAGUAAGACCAAUUGUACCAUAUAUAUAGAUGGAUUCUUCAUAUUAAAGAAAAUAUUAUUUGGAUUUCAGUUUAGGAGAAGUGUUCUCAUCAGUAAAAUUGUACUGGUGUGUGUGACAUUUCCAAUAUACAGGAUGCUUAUUAAUUUAUUAUCAUUGACGUGC